AAUACCACACAAUACGCCGAUGACAUCAGUAAAGCGCCGCGGAAACCGCGUGCCUUCGUUUUAAAGAGGCGCCGGUGUUCAUUGAAUGAGGUUGAAUUAGAAGCGUCUGUUUUGGAUCGCUUCCACAAUUGCGUUUACAUCAAGCCUGUGGCGAUUUAAAUAGUUGUUUUUUGUACAGUAUUCUGAUAGAAUAUUGCACUUUGACGGAGGCGAGCUGGCGCAGGUUGCAGGGUGCCCGUGGACGAUGAGAGACAGCAGCGGCAGCCUGGCACAAAACCGCUGGCAGGGUGAGCUGGCUUUGGGUGUGGGCCAGGAGGGCAAUGGGGCUGCAGGCAUGCCUGCAGGGCACCUCAUGGAUGCCUCUUCACCCAACCAUGUGCCCAGUCCAAUGCAUCUCAAACUGGGCCAGAAGGAAAGGGUCAAUGAGUCAGAGUGCAUGGACCAGGAUACUAUUGAUGACUGGAGGGAUGAAGAGGAGGAGGAGGAGGAGGAAGAAGAAGAGGAGGACGACGAAGAAGAAGAAGAAGAUGAAGACGACGAUUUAGAAGAACAGGAUGAGGAGGUGGACUUUGAAGCAGCUCCAUGGGAAGAGCUGGAUGGGGUGGAAGAAUGGCAAGCCCCACACGAGACACCAUUAGUGUCCCUCACAGAUCAGCUACCGCGGCAACAACAAUCAACAACAUCCCUGUCAGAGGAGCAGGUCCGGCUUUUGGCAGGGGACUCACCUGAGCGGCCUCUGUGGUCCAGGCUGUCCACACACAGGCUCCGUCGGCUGAGGCGCUGGAGGAGGCUUCGCACCAACGGCAGUCUGCGCUUUCGGCUUGCGCAGCACUGGAAAACGUGGCGCCAGCGAGCCCAGAGGAUGGGCAUGCAGGGGCACCGGAGGGUACGGAGGUGGCGCCAGCACAGCACCUAUGGCAUCCGCCAGCGACGGGACCUCGGGCUGAAGAACUCACAAUCAGAGGAGCAGAUACAGGAUGAUACUGAGACAGAAUUACGGUUAUAUGGACUCAAUGGCUACCGUGGUGACUCCAAAUCCAGCUCAUUGGUCAGCACUGGGGACACAGGGGGCCAGGACUUUGCCCCUAUGCGUCCAAAGCCCAUAGAGUUGGCCCUCACAGAAGAGCACAUGACAUGCCUACAUGGGAUCCUCGAUGAGUCUUUGCAGCAGUAUGGAAGCCUGAUACCCAUCCAUAUUGAUGAUGUGGUCGAGAAACUGCAGGACGUCUUCAAGGAGAAUUUCUCCCAGCCACACAGGAAAGCUACAGUGCAAUCCGUAAUUCAGGCCUACCAGAGGUCACCUGGAACCGCCAUGGUGCGAGGGUUUCGUGUCAACUACAAGCGGCACAUCCUCACAAUGGAUGACCUCAGCACUCUGUAUGGGCAGAAUUGGCUGAAUGAUCAGGUUAUGAAUAUGUAUGGAGACCUUGUGAUGGAUUCAGUGCCUGAGAAGGUCCAUUUCUUUAACAGUUUCUUCUACGACAAGCUGAGGACAAAGGGUUAUGAUGGUGUGAAAAGGUGGACAAAAAAUGUGGACAUCUUCCAGAAGGAUCUGUUAUUGAUCCCCAUUCACCUGGAGGUGCACUGGUCUCUGGUGAGCGUCGAUAUAAAGCGCAAGGCUGUCACCUACUUUGACUCCCAACGUACCCUAAACAAGCGCUGUCCAAAGCACAUUGCAAAGUACUUGCAGGCAGAGGCUUUUAUGAAACAACGGCAAGAUUUUCUGACUGGGUGGAAAGGUUUUUUCAAAAUGAAUGUGGCCAGACAGAACAACGACAGUGACUGUGGGGCAUUUGUUCUCCAGUACUGCAAGUGUCUGGCCCUGGGACAGCCGUUCAGCUUCAGCCAGCAGGACAUGCCCAAACUGAGGCGACUCAUGUACAAAGAACUGUGCCACUGCCGGCUCUCGCUGUAAUGUCUGUGCGAGACAGUUCUGUCCCCCGGCUGCAAGCAGAGCCCUACUAUAAGAAACUUUUCCAUCUUUGUCAGUCAAACCAGAGACUCUACACAGAGGAUGAUUGGUCCUUGACCAUGCCCAUUUCUCCCAUCCACAUGUUUGGUUAUUUUAAUUUUUUUUUAGUUUUUUUUUUUUAUAUAUAAAUAUAUAUAUAUUGUCUAUUUCUUUGUGGUUGACAGAGGCCAACUCAACUGUUAUUGUUACCAUGUUGACACAGUUUUGCAGUAAGGUGAGCCAUCAGAAGGGCUUCUGGACAGGGCUGGGACUCACGCUACCGGGGAAAGGAGAAGUCACACAGGGGUUCGAGUUUGUUAUUUUUUUCGUUUUUUUUUUUUUUUCUCUCCAGGUCUUGUUUUUUCUCCAUGUCAGUACACAUGUUGCUAUGCUUACUGUAAGAAAUGUGGAAAUGGAUCAAGAUGGUUAUGUUUGCGACUUUAUUUUUAAAUAAAUCUUAUCUCAUGAAGUCAUA
Molecule: messenger RNA, 2426 nt
Organism: Clupea harengus (Atlantic herring)
Lineage: Eukaryota; Metazoa; Chordata; Actinopteri; Clupeiformes; Clupeidae
Gene: senp3b
Product: SUMO specific peptidase 3b
Biological process (GO): proteolysis; protein desumoylation
Cellular component (GO): nucleus
Molecular function (GO): deSUMOylase activity
Source: RefSeq, a predicted model, not a curated record